Argiope bruennichi is the source of this 1562-nucleotide messenger RNA. RefSeq names its product glucose-fructose oxidoreductase domain-containing protein 1-like. The transcript has a single exon. The coding region runs from base 30 to 1313 and encodes 427 amino acids. Lineage: Eukaryota; Metazoa; Arthropoda; Arachnida; Araneae; Araneidae. Gene Ontology annotation, molecular function: nucleotide binding. The record is from RefSeq and is a predicted model, not a curated record.
UUCAAAAUGGCGUUUGUUUUGUUUUGUUUAUGUUAUGUAUCCAAAGAUGUGAAGACUGUUGUUCAUGGAAUUUAAAAUUUCUGAAUGUGGUACUUAAUUACGAACGCAUUUCGAAACAAAUAACAGAUUUUAUUAAUAUGUUACGCGGUGUUGGCGUUUUCGGCACUGGCAAAAUAAUUCGUGUUCUUGUACCAUUUCUGCGCGCUAAAGAAUUUAGAGUUGAAGCUAUCUGGGGAAGAACUAAAGAAGCGGCUGAAAAAGUCGCUGCAGAAUUAGAUAUACCAUUUGCAACAGAUAAAGUCGAUGAGGUUCUGCUUCGGAAAGAUGUGGAUCUGGUAUGCAUUAUAUGUCCACCCCACCUACAUUCUCAGAUAGCUGUUAAAGCAUUGGGAAUAGGCAAGCAUGUUGUAUGUGACAGACCUGCUGGCUUGUGCCAGUCGGAGGUCUUGAAGAUGGUCCAUGCCGCACAAUAUUAUCCUUCUCUUAUAUCUAUACUUUUUCACACUUUGCGGUUUUUACCUGCUUUUGUACAGAUGCAGAAGGUUGUUCGUGAUGGUUAUAUUGGUGAUUUAACUAUCUGUGAUGUUCAAGUGCAGUGUGGCAGUCUGCUUCAUGAUCGCUACGAUUGGACUUGUGAUGAACUUAUGGGAGGGGGUCUUCUGACAAAUGUAGGAAGCCAUAUAAUUGAUAUAAUUACAUAUACAACUGGGCGCCGUGCCUUGCGUGUUCAUGGUAUGGUAAGGACUUUCACCAAAACUUGCCAUUUCAAGGGAAUUAGGCAGAUUACAAGUGAUGACUUUUGCACAUUUCAGAUGGAACUAGAAGGUGGUGGAUGUGCAACUGUCACUUUAAACGAACAUCUGCCUGGCCAAUUUAGCCAAGAAGUACUGCUUUGUGGAAGUGAAGGGCACGUCGUUGUGCGAGGGGGUGAUCUUUAUGGCCAAAAACUUACUGCAAUGAAAGAAGAAGUCUUAUAUCUGGAUAUUGAAGACUUGAAGCAGUCAUCUGUCAUUUCUCACAAUAGUACCUUGCCUUCAGCUGACAAUAACAUCAAUGCUUUAUUGCCAAAACCAUAUAUGAAGGGAUUAAUGAAAAUGAUAGGAGCUUUGAGAGAUGCAUUUGCUUCUCAAGAAGAUCUUCAAAGUUGGGUGAAAGAGCCAGUGGCUAUGGCAGCAACAUUCGAAGAUGGUCAAUAUAUUCAAGCGGUCAUUGAUGCAAUUCGACUCUCGUCGAAAGGUAGAGAGUGGGUAAAAGUAGAACUAUUGACUGAAGAUCCAGAUGCCCAACAACACUUGUUGUCCUCUAUGCCUUAGUAUGCUUGUAAAAUUACUCUGCAUUUGUAUAUAUUACAUUUCUUAUCAUAAAUCGAAGGAUUUAGAAUUGUUAUAUAAAAAAAUUUUUCAUUAAAGUUUAUUUCAAAGUCAUCAUAAUUUUUAUAACAGUCAUUUAAUAAGUUGAAUUAGAAAAUUUUAAAUUACAUAUGAUAUUGAAUAUUUAUUGAAAAAAUUACUUAAAUAAUCUAUUUUAGAUUAUAUUAGUGAUUUAUAUUAUGAACAGUUAUC